Molecule: messenger RNA, 1744 nt
Organism: Python bivittatus (Burmese python)
Lineage: Eukaryota; Metazoa; Chordata; Lepidosauria; Squamata; Pythonidae
Source: RefSeq, a predicted model, not a curated record
GGACAGAAAAACCUUUAUUUUCUUCCAAUCCUGAGCUGGAUAAUUUGAUGAUCCAGGCUAUUCAAGUUCUGAGAUUCCACCUCCUGGAAUUAGAAAAGGUGCACGACCUCUGUGACAAUUUCUGCCACCGCUACAUCACCUGUCUUAAAGGGAAGAUGCCCAUUGACUUGGUAAUUGACGACCGAGAUGGAGGCUCCAAAUCAGAUCUGGAAGACUUCGGGGGUGCUUGUCUCUCCGACCAGAACAACUCCUGGAUCCGAGACCACGAGGAGACCGGAUCAACACCCUCAGGGACGCCGGGGCCCUCCAGCGGUGGGAUUGCCUCCCAAAGUGGCGACAACUGCAGUGAGCAAGGAGAUUGCCUGGAUAACAGCGUGGCCUCCCCCAGCACUGGAGAAGAUGACGACCUUGACCGGGACAAGAAAAGAAACAAGAAACGUGGCAUUUUCCCCAAAGUGGCCACCAACAUUAUGCGUGCCUGGCUUUUCCAACACUUGUCGCACCCUUAUCCCUCAGAAGAACAGAAGAAACAGUUAGCCCAGGAUACGGGACUGACUAUCUUGCAGGUCAAUAACUGGUUUAUUAAUGCCCGAAGGCGCAUAGUUCAACCUAUGAUUGACCAAUCAAACCGCACAGCAGGACAAGGUACACCGUAUAGUCCUGACGGGCAGCAAAUGGGAGGUUACGUUAUGGAUGGGCAGCAACGCAUGACGAUUCACCCCCCAGGACCAAUGGGAAUGGCUAUGGGCAUGGAGGGCCAGUGGCACUAUAUGUGAAGGCCUGAGCUCUCUGCUGAUGUCAGAGGGGAAGUGAGUGUCAUGACUCCAGUUCUAGGCUUGGGGAGCUGGACAAGACACUUCCUGGUUUACAGGCACAUGAUUCAUCGUGCAUCAGGAUCUGGCGCGCCCUUUCUCUCGACUUCCCCUGCACUUGACGCGAACGUGCCACCGACCCAUCCUUCUUCCCCUAAAGCCACGGCACGGGGCUGCGGUCUGCACUGCCACACCCCCUCCUCCAGGAUGGAAUAAGCAUGGACAAAGCCCCCCAUGCCUUUCCCUCCAGGGCUCCCUCUCUCUUUUACUCCUUUCCCCAAGGGGGGACUCUCCCGUCUACACAUCGCUCCGACUUCAAGGAUUCUGAAACGGCGUUUUGCCCGCCGAGGCUUAGGCUCCAGACAGUGGAACGCAAUUAACGAGCCGCCUUCGACGGCAGCAGAUUCCUCGUCCCAACCUCAGAAGAACGGGCAGACGAACAACACUGGUCACCUUUGGAAGAGAGAUGCAGGGUGGGGGAGAAGCAAAGGGGUUAAUUUUUAAGUUGUCGGUGUCUCGCUUUUUUUUUCCCUCUCCACACACAGAAAAUAUAUGUGAGUUUGUACGCCCCCCUCUUCCCCCCACCUAGGAGACUGCAGUUGGGUACGUCCACGGCCGGCCCUGCACGAACUUCUUUUGCAAACAAGACAAGAAUUCCCAGAGGGGUUUUUUUUUGGUUUCUGUUAUUUUUUUUUCCUUCCCUUUCUCCCUUCCUUCUGGAUGAUUUAAUUAUUAAUUAAUUAUUGAUGUGGAUGCUCAGAUAGGGGAAGUAAAUUAAAUGGGACACUUCUUUUUCUUUGUUUUGAAGGGUGGAAGGGCUUCCUUGCUUUGAUGUGCUUUUUCUGUUUUCUCUUCUCUCUUUCUCUCUCUCUCUCUCUGUCUCUUUGGUUAAAAGAAUAAGAAUAAUUCGGGGAAAAAGAGAACCAAAAUGA